AAAUCUUCUUGAACUCUCCUCCAGUUGGUAAUAGAGAUAAAUAGCAAUGGCGUCUUUUUGUAAGAACCAGCAAUUGUUCGUUGGAGAAAGCCUAUGAGGAAAGUUAAUGGCGUUUUUGUAGAGUUUUUGGAUAAUCCCCGAAAAUAAGGUCAGUAGUAAACACAGGUUUAGGAGAUUUUAUAUGUUUAUGUGCUUUAUUACAGGUAACAAAUUUAGGACUCAUCACUGCAUUCUCUACCAGAAAGUUUUUUGGCCGUCUUUGAUGUCACUUAGGUUGAUACAUUGCUAUGUUUUCAUAUAUAAAGCACUUUUACAUCAUUACUACAUUUUAGACAUACAAGUUACCACACCGGUCUUGGGGAUGGCUAAAUCUAGAAAUGAAUUUGGUGUCUACUGAGUUAGGUAAAUCAGCUUUUAGUUUUCUUGUUUUCUUUGUGGAACAACCUUCAAAAUGUUCUUAAAUUUGAUGUUUUGGUGCCUCUAGGGCAAUACAGGAAGCUGAUUGAGGACCUUAUUACUGAUUUAAUGUGUUGUUUUUUUAUGACCAUGUUUUUCUUUCUUUCUGCUUGCAUUUUUUAUUUAUAUUUUGCUGUGUCUCUAUUUUCUCAAAUUGAUGUAAUUCAGGGCUCAUCUGUAAAAGAGACCUUGGUCUUAGCCGGAGCAUCGGCUCUCGGACCAACAGACUCCAAGACAGCUUCUACUCCAAGCCAUAAGACUGCCAAAUAGUAUAUUGAUUGUACCCAAACUAUCGGCACUGACUCUAUCUUGCGCUGACCUUAUGCACACUCACUAGACUUUAUAUACACACACUAUGCUGUCACUCAUACACAAAUCCUUCAAACAUUCAAACACUACACACACACACAAGCAUACACAAUUUUACAUGAAUCAUUUGCUGCUGCAACUCUGUUCUUUAUUUUACUCUUAUCAUUAUCUAUCUGGAUGCCUGGUCACUAUACCCUGCCUGGUCACCUCGUACCUCUGCACAUUGAUGUGGUACUCCCUGUAUAUAGCUCCAUUCUUGUUUAUUUUAUUUAUGUCAUUCCUCUUGUGUUAGUUACUAUUUUAUUUUUUAAACUUUGCAUCUUUGGGAAAGGUUCGUAGGCAAGCAUUUAAUUGUAACGUCUACACCAAUUGUAUUCAGCUCAUGUAAUAAAUACAAUUCUAUUUGAUUGAUAACAGCAUUUUCUGCAGUUGAAUGCAAUGAAAAUAUUAUUUAUGAAAAGCAAUCAAUGAAUGUGUUUUGAACACUGUAAUUUGUUUAAAAGCAUAAUAUCUGUACUUUCAGUGUGUUUCACGCUGCUUGUUGGACGUUAGCCAAUCUUCAUUUCUUAACGCGUUCAAAGCACCUGAAUGUUUUCUUGGAGUAGACCGAUAUAGAAGGGUAUAACAUUCAUUGCAGACAUAUUUUUUUCCUCACAUAGUUACGAUAUUACUCAACUAAAGGAAUAAUCUGGUGAAUCAUUACGUUUAUGGAUAGAUGUUGGUACACUAUUCAAAGUGACCACUGUAUGUCGCUGCUGCACUAGCUAGCUUCUAAUUUACCAACUGCAGCCGUUCAGUAACGCACACUUGUGUCUAUCAGAGCAAUAACAACGACGAGCAAACACGCCACAGAACAAACCCUUGCCCGAAUAAUUGCCACAAUAACACAUAUUGCAGUUACAUCUCCACCCGAUCCUAAUGAAGAAGCUUCGGUUUGACUGACUGGGAGAUGGGAGUACAAAACAUAACAGACCAGACUCCACUGGUCCAGGCUAUAUUUAGCCGAAAUGCAGAAGAAGUGAAGUUAUUGUUGCACAAGAAUGAAGAAGUCAAUGCACUGGACCAAGAACGCCGUACCCCCUUACAUGCUGCUGCGUGUUUGGGCGAUGUUCACAUUAUGGACCUUCUCAUUAAUUCAGGUGCUAGUAUUAACGCUAAGGACCAAGGCUGGCGGACUCCCCUGCAUCGGGCAGCUGCCUCACAGAACGAAAAGGCCGUGGGGCUGCUGCUGAGACAGGAUGCGGAGGUCAAUGCCCGGGAUAAAUUCUGGCAGACGCCGUUGCACGUGGCUGCGGCGAACCGGGCCACACGCUGCGCUGAGGCUCUCAUCCCCAAGCUGAGCAGCCUGAAUGUGGCGGACCGCUCCGGCAGGACGGCUUUGCAUCAUGCUGCACACAGCGGCCACGUGGAGAUGGUGAAUUUGCUCCUCAACAAAGGGGCCAACCUGAGUGCCAGCGAUAAGAAGGAGAGACAGCCAAUCCACUGGGCCGCAUACCUUGGGCAUCUGCAGAUCGUGAAGCUUCUUGUGUCGCGGAGCGCGGACGCCAUGUGCAGGGACAAGCGCGGUUAUACCCCGCUCCACGCCGCAGCUGCCAGCGGCCAGAUUGAGGUGGUCAAGUACCUACUGCGGCUGGGCUCAGAGAUUGAUGAGCCUAACGCCUUUGGGAACACAGCGCUCCACAUGGCGUGCUACACGGGCCAGGAGGCGGUGGCCAACGAGCUGGUGAACCGCGGCGCAAACGUCAACCAGCCCAACCACCACGGCGGCACGCCGCUGCACCUGGCCGCUGUCUCAACCAACGGGGCGCUCUGCCUCGAGCUGCUAGUCAACAACGGCGCUGACGUCAACAUGCAGAGUAAAGAAGGGAAGAGCCCUUUGCACAUGGCCGCUAUUCACGGGCGCUUCACCCGCUCCCAGAUCCUUAUCCAAAACGGUGGGGAUAUAGACUGUGUAGAUAAAUAUGGCAAUACUCCUCUUCACGUUGCUGCUAAGCACGGCCACGAGCUGCUGAUCAGCACCCUGAUGACUAACGGUGCUGACACAGCCAGGCAAGGGAUUCAUGGGAUGUUUUCGUUGCAUUUGGCUGUGCUCUACGGGUUUUCAGACUGUUGUCGCAAGUUACUCUCCUCAGGUCAGCUGUACAGCAUUGUAUCAUCUCUAAGCAACGAGUAUGUGCUGUCAGCCGGGUUUGACAUCAACACCCCAGACAGCCUGGGGAGGACCUGCCUGCACGCUGCUGCCUCUGGAGGAAACGUUGAAUGUCUUAACUUGCUGUUGAGCAGUGGUGCCGACUUGAGUAAAAAGGACAAACUGGGAAAAGCUCCUUUGCACUACGCUGCUGCGAAUGGGAGCUACCAGUGCACGGUUGCCCUGGUGAGUGCUGGUGCCGAGGUGAAUGAGCUGGACCAGAAAGGCUGCAGCCCCCUGCACUACGCUGCCGCAUCGCAGACCUUCUGCCGAGUGGACAGACAUUACUCAGUCGGACACCAGAGUGAGGAGAGGGAAAAGGAGGACUUUUUUUGUUUGGAGUAUCUGCUGGAUAACGGGGCUGACCCGGCUCUGAGGAACACCAAGGGUUACAGCGCAGUCCACUACGCAGCAGCCCACGGAAACAAGCAGAACCUGGAGCUGCUCUUGGAGAUGUCGUUCAACUGUCUGGGAGACGUGGAGAGCAGUGUUCCAGUUAGCCCUUUGCACUUAGCCGCGUAUAACGGUCACUGUGAGGCGUUGGGGGUGCUGUCUGAGACGCUGGUUAGUCUGGACGUUCGGGAUGCGGGGGGGCGCACCGCCCUCUACUUGGCGGCCCAGAAGGGACACGCUCAGUGCUUGGAGGUCCUGCUGUCCCACGGGGUCUCCUGCCACCUCAGGGAGCGCCGCAACAAGUGGACCCCACUCCAUGUCGCAGCUUCCAACGGCCGAACAGACUGUCUGCUCAUGCUGGUCAACCGAGGGGAAAAGGCUGACAUCAUCGACAUUGCCGACGUACAGGGACAGACGGCUCUGAUGCUGGCAGCUCUGGGCAGUCACACUGACUGUGUCCACAUCCUGCUGGAGAAGGGAGCCGGGGCUGACGCCGCCGACAAGCGAGGCCGCACAGCCCUACACAGAGCUGCGGUGAUGGGCUGUGAGGACUGUGUGUCGGCCCUGCUGGAGCAUGGUGCUUCGGCUCUGUGCAGGGACUUCCGAGGGCGCACCCCCCUGCACCUGGCUGCUUCCUGCGGCCACAUGGAGCUCCUGCGCAGCCUGCUGCAGGGCGCCACACGCACCGACCCCCUCGACUCAAUGCUGGACUACAGUGGAUACACUCCCACCCACUGGGCCGCUUACCACGGGCACGAAGACUGUUUGGACGUUUUACUUGAACACAAACCUUUUAGUAUCCAGGAAGGAAACCCCUUCACCCCAUUGCACUGUGCUCUAAUAAAUGGCCAUGAUGGUGCUGCUGAACUCCUGGUAGAGACGGUCGGACCUCAGAUGGUGAACAUCAGAGACGCCAAAGGAAGGACCCCGUUGCAUGCAGCUGCCUAUUCGGAGAGUGUGGGCGGGCUGCAGCUGGCCCUGGUCCAGGGGGCAGAGGUCAAUGCCGUGGACACCACAGGACGCUCCGCCCUGAUGGUUGCCUCCGACAACGGACGGACCGCAGCCGUCGAGAUCCUGCUGCACCAGGCCAAGGCAGACCUGACCCUGCUGGAUGUCAACGACAACACCGCCCUUCACCUGGCCUGCAGCAAGGCUCAUGAGAUGUGUGCCCUGUUAAUCCUGGGAGAGAUCAGCGACCCCUCCCUCAUCAAUGCAACAAACAGUGCACUGCAAAUGCCCCUUCAUAUCGCAGCGAGGAACGGUCUGGCUACAGUGGUCCAGGUGCUCCUCAGCCAGGGGGCAGCUGUGAUGGCUAUAGAUGAGGAGGGCCACACCCCGGCCCUGGCCUGUGCCCCUAACAAGGACGUGGCGGACUGCCUGGCCCUGAUCCUCUCCACCAUGAAGCCUUUCCCUCCCAAAGACGCCAGCGCCGCCGCCUCCUUUGGCCUCAACCUGCUGAAGCACUGUGGCAUCGCCACCACCUGCGGGCCCCUGCCCAACGGCACCCUGCACCACGCCUACGCCAAGGACCGCCACGGCACCGCCGGCCUGGACGGCUGCUUCACCGAGUGAACCCCCAACCUGUUCCCCUCAGACCUCCCUACCCUGUCCCCUUACAUCUUUAACUAGCCAGAUCUGCCCUCUUUAAUCCACUAUGAUCUGGGGGACCCCCCCCCCCCCCUUCUAACACACACAACAAGAGCAGGAAUUUACUUUGAUUUACGUGUGUGUGUUUGGAUGUGUGUGUUUGGAUGUGUGUGUGUGUGUGUGUGUGUGUUUGGAUGUGUGUGUGUGUUUGGAUGCAUGUUUGGAUGUGUGUGUCGGUAUAUGUGCGCGUGCGUUUGUCUUUUGUGUGUUUAAAGAAAAACAAAAUCCCUUAUGGGUGCAGUCAAACCUAUAUGCAAUUAUUUGCCUCUCUGUGGCAUAUCGUCUCUGUCGUCGCUAGCCUGGCCUUAGGUCAGACACCCUCUGUCUAGUGUCCAGGACAGAGCACGUCACUGAGUCCCUCUGAAUCGUACCGGCAGAGUUUCUGUAUCAUCAUGAAGUUAUCACGGUUUUGUUGAAUUAACAGAUUCACAAGCAUGUGUUAUAAGCUACAGUCUAAAUUAAUUCUAAAUUAAAAUUAUUGUGAAUUUUUGAUAUUGCACUUCAACAACGAAUAAACUUACCUCGCAAAUCCCAGUGAAAGAGAUGACCUAGUAGAAGGAGAACGGUGCCUCGCCAACUUCUACUCUGACUGAAACUGGUGCAAUAGGCAGCAUGUGUGGGUCUUUCCAGUGCUGUGCCUCUCUCCGAAGACUAGAAUAAAACUGAAGUAGUAGAGUGAGGGAAAACACGAGAGAAAGUGGGAGAGAGUGAUAGACCGUCGCUGGGUUUGACUGUACAGUUAAGGGUCUGGGUGAGUUGAGAGCUCUGCAGAGAAGCCCAUGGAUUUGAAAACAAGCGGUGACAAGCUGGUGUUGACUCACCUAGAAGUCCAACAACAAGCACCUCCCACUGGCUAAGGCCGUCUGAGUGACAUCAUCCACCAGGUCCAGUAGAUGCCUGACUUUGGUUGGCUGGGUUUUUCUGCAUUAGCCUCCUCUCACUGAGUCCAUACUGAAGGGAGUAGUUGUGGGUCUUGCCUGAACCCCACUCCCGCUUGUCACUGUCGUAGAAUACUUUUGGUACCUUAAGUAAGGCGGUUCUAAGACGUUUCUGGAUAUUUAACAAUGUUGUGCCUAUGGAAUACUGAGAGACGACCACAACCCCUUAACCUCACCUAGUUUAUACCCUCUGAUCCCCCACCUGAUCCCUGAUUUAUUUAAGAUUUUAAAAGAGAACAAUACUAGUGGGACAUUUUUAAAGGAUGAAAUGUAGAUUUGAAGAGAAAUGGGUUUAGCACACAUACUGAACAGCAUAAGCUAUUUUUGUUGCUGUCGUAUAAACACUUGUUUACAUAAUGUAAAUGGUCGUCGUAUUUACUUGUGAAUCGACAGUCUAAUAUGUUUGCACAAUAAGGCCAUGCCUCCAGUAGGAAAAUAAAGAGCGAAGACGUGUUUUCAAUAUAGCUGCUAAAAUAUUCCUGCCUUUUCCAUGGAUUCUAUUCACGGUUUCUGUCAAUGCGGGUCUACAUUUGGUGUGUACAUUUUUUGGGGGGUUAUUGGGAAGCAAUAUUCAAACAGACUUCAAAUUCUUUAGCAUUUUUUUUCUUUUCAUGCAGUUUGCUGUGUGGAAAGGUUCAUGUUUUUACCUCAACAUUGGGGAUGAUUUCAAGUUUUCAAGAAAAUAAUUUGCACUACCCCUAAAGUUAAAGUAUUAUUUUUCAAAUGGAAUAGGUAGAAUGUGUUUUUAUUGUUUUUCUAUUCUUUCCAAACAGUCAUACUUGAAAAAAAGUCUGUAAUCCCAAUCAAACGGCAUGCGCUGUAAUCCUCACUUGUCACGUUGAUAGGCAUAGCAUUGGGAGUUGUCAAAAGUACAGCCAAAACCACAAAUGCAUUCGUUUUAAAUUUUAAUUAGGCACGUCUUGUACUUACCUCAAAGCUUUUAACAACGCAACUCUUUGACCUCUGUUUGGGCCACACUAUAGAUCCAUUCAUUUUUGUUGAAAGCUUCUCUGCCGCCUUUUGCACAGUAGUUGAAUCAGUUUAGUUUUAAGGUUAUCAUUUGAUUACGCUGUUUAUGAAGAUUGUUAGUUAUGUUCAUCUGAACAGAAUUCAAAAUGAUGUUCACUCAGUUUGUAAUUGUUUUCUUGAGAUUGUAGAGAUUUCCCCCCCCAAUUUUUUUUUAUUACAAAAUCAGUUUUUAUCAGCAUUUGACUCUGGUCAAAUAUUCAUAAAGUAAUUUGAAUAUUUAAACAGGAAAAGGUAUUUUUAAAUCCAUGGUGUACUGUAACAUUAUGCAUUAGCCUGCUUUGUAUCUGUAUUUUCCAUAUUCCAAAUGUAGUUAGAUGGCAAAAUUGCACAAGUAGUGUUACUGUACCGAUGCAUAUCUUUUCUCUUAACAGUACACCAUAUUGACAAAGUAUGGCUGACACAAAAAUACAAAUAUUUAUAUUAUGUUGGUACGGUUAUGUAUGGACAGCUACUUUUUUCCCCUUUUUUUUUGAGAUGACAAUCAGCAUCACAAGGGCUUUUUAUUUAUAAGUAAAUGCUUUUCGGAAGUUGUUUUUAAGAAGUGUAUUUCGGGAUUUUAUUUAUUUGAAUGUCAAAGAAUCAUAAAAGUCAUUUGAGCAUUUCUUUACACCCGUUUUGAAGUAUGUGUGCUCCCAUUUCUCUUUUGCGGCAACAAGAACACCAUGUUGACAUGUCUGGUACAAAUACCUCCAUUGUGUUAUACACUGACAACCUUAACCCCCUUUCUCCGUUACAUUGUUGUUUCUCUCUGGAUAUGCCUCAUUCCUAUUAUCAGUUGUGUAACCUAGAAUUGUUCUCUUUUGAAUGGAAUAUCAAAAUAAUUUUUCACGUCUCCUUAGAUGUACAUACUAUUCAUUAUAUUAAGAAAAAAAAACAUUUGAUGCAUCAAUUUCUGAAUCAUAUUGCAGCCUGAGAUUCCUUGUCAGCUCCUGGUGCAGUCAAUCAUAGGGCUGGGAAGGAACUGUGUUUUAAAAAAGAGAAUCUUAAAAAAGUUAAAGCUUAUCUUGCACCUAUUCAGAUGCCAGUAAGGGUAUUCCACAAGGGUUUUAAUGUCAAAGCCUUUUAAAGAAAAAAUAAGAUGACAAGGUCAAUAUCCUUUACAUGAUGUAGGAAUAGCAAAUUCCAAAACCAGUGACGUUGUUCCUCAUAUUUAUACUAAUAUGCUGAAAAAAUGAUUGUAUUAAGCUACCUGAAAUUUGUGGCAUUUUACAUAAUAUGAUGUCAGAGAAGGUUUAGGCCCAGUUCGAUGAGGUAAGAUCACAUCGAAUAGUAAGCCAUUUAAUAAUGUUCUAGGGUGAAUUGCUUUGUUAAUUAUAAUUGUUGGGUUGAUUUAAAUGAGAAUAGGAACUUACUAGAUCCCAUAAUUUUUUUUUCUCCUAUAUUGUGUAACGGUGUGACAUUUCAUUGACCGUGGAUUUGGUGUAGCCUACGGUUUUGUUGUCGUUAGGCUGGUUAGAUAUGACAUUGAAAACCCCAAUCUCCCUUUUGGAAUAAGUUUCAUUGUGAAACUGAAUCCCUUACUGAUCAAUCAGAUGCCUAAAGACAUACAAGUAAAGAGUUAUAGGACUAAAUUUAUGAAGCCCCUUUCCUUCCCCUUUAAAAAAGUUGUUAUUUCCUCCCUCCCUAUUUAACUAUUCUGUUUACAUUGUGGACAUAGGUUAACCUAGUAUUGUGAUCUUUGGGGCCAUAGAAUGUCGGAAAGCAUUUUAGAUUUUCAGUGAUGCAACAAAAACAACAAUUUUCACUCAGUCCUGACCCAAAGCACUUAUUUGAAGAAUAAGCACUUUUGUAUAUUUAAUAUCUCUAUAUGUGUAUUUAUGUAUACCGGUACAUACAGUAUGUUACCUAUGUAGAUAUAAACUUCUAUAUAGGGAAAACAAUACCUUCAGUGGAGAGAUGAGAGUAGAUGAACUGGUGACUGAUCUUUACAAUCAUGUGUGAUGUGCUUGUGGGAGAGAUGCACUGUUUUAAUUGGAGGGGCAUGUUUCUCUUUGGGGUUAGCAUAAGAGAGCAGUGAAAAGUAUGGUCGCACCUUGGUGUGCACAUGUGCAGCAAAAAAACACAUUUCAAAUGGAAAAUUAUACUUGCGCUGCCUUUCAUUGAGUUGCCAAAAAGCGGGAUGAAACUGAAAAACACUUGACUAUUUACCGAAAUUUGAGAUAUUACGUACAUUUGCAGACAUCUUAACUAAGCCAUAUUAGUCAAUUGCUGACAAAAAUGUGAAUGUAUGGUCUAAAUUAUGGCAGGGGUUUUGGUUUUCGAGUAACUGACUUUUGCUGCACUGGUUAAGUUCUAGAAAUUAUGGGAAAAGAAUGAAAAAUGAACUAAAGCAAAAUAAUCUUUACCUCUGCCUCCUCAUGCAAAGAUGUGGUAGGAUUGUGUUUCAUCUUUUGAUAUGAAAGGAUGGCUAACUUAUUUGUGCCAUUGAAGGGUAUUAUUGCAUUCUGCGGAUGGGUUAGCCUAAAAACGUGGUACAUCCAGCAUAUAUUCCUUACAUUUAGCGGUACAAGUUUCACUCCAAUAUAAUCGUUUUGACUCUUCUAAAUCAUUUGGUGAAUGAUACUUUUAGUUCCCCUCUAGUUUUUGUUUGUCAACAAUGGGCACUAGCACUAAUAGCUGAGCUAUCCCUCCUGUUAACCAUGGACUCACCAUGGACUGCUAUCAAGAUUGCCUUACAAUACCUCUUAGAAAUGAUGUAUAGUUGUUUUGCUACUCUAUAUUUUGUAGCGCGUAGCCGAUUUUUACAUUUGCGAAUGUGUCCGUUUUUGUCUAUCAAAACAGUCGACCUUAAUAACUCCCCAUUCUGUCACCAAGACUCACAAGUGCCGUAGAAAUCCCUGUUUGUCUAUGAAAAAAGGAAUUGUCUUUGAUUCUCAGUGGAGAUGGUAUUUUGUGUGAUGCUCAGCACAAAGAGAGGAACAAUGUUUUUUUUUUAGGGGAUUAGAUUGUGCUUCAUCCUUUAUAAUUCAUCCUUUUUUAUGAAGGUAGAAUUGUAAUUCUGGAUUGCAUCUGAUUAAUUAACUAAUGUAUCAAUUAAACACCGUUUUUGGUUGAUUUCUCACAUGCAACGUCUGAAAUUUUAUCAGUAUGGUAUGGAAAAGCAUCUGUGUAGAAUGUUUUUGUUCUGAAGGACUAAGAACGAUAAUACCUUACAAUGGCUCAAAUGGCAAAGAUGGACAACUUUCUCAAAAUGCUUCAGUUUGUAGGAAUGAGAGACAUGGGCGCUUUGGCCAGUGGAUGGAGUGAAAUAGAUAGCAUUAGAUAGUUGUGAAUGUGCAUGGUGGAAGACUGAUCAAGUCCAAAUUGUAUUUUGAAAAAGCAGUAUGGGUAGUAGGGUAGAAAAUGGUAAAAUUGCACAGACGUAGUUGAGUCCGAGUACUGUAAACUGAGUUACAGGAGAAGUUGGGGAAAGAACUAUUAAAAACUUUGGAAGGAAGCAGAUUCAACACAUCUUCAUUUCUUUCCUUUUUGUUGUUGUUGUAUAGAUUAAGAGUACUUAUGGACUGACAAAAUGUUGCCAUCAGAUAUGUGAAUGGAAAGAGAGAUUAAGUAGGGUCGCGUUGAAAUUGGAGAAUAGGAAGAACAUACACUAUUGAUAUAGUGGCCUAAUGUAGCUGCCUUUAUCUUGAUGAGACACUAUGGUCCUUCUAGUGAGAAAGCAUUCAUAUGGUAUCGAACACUUAUGUCAUGCUGAUUCAAUAACCUCUAAAUUAGGUGUGGAAGGGAUAGAAGUUUGAAACAAAGAGCAUGUUGGUUUCUUUUAGUUAUGCCAGUGAUCACCAUGGUGAUGCUGUCCGUAACGUAGUCCUCUGGGAUAUCUUCCACUUACCUCUAGGACAUCGAUGUCCUUCAUUACUUGAAAACUCAUUGGAUUAAGGCAAUAGCUAGGCAGUUACCUUUUUUUGUUGUCUUUUAGUCCCAUUUGAAAGGAUUCUUUCAAAUCAAGAGAACACCGUGAACAUUUCCUCUUCUCCAAGCAUGAUAUAAACGGCAGAAUUAGAGCUUUCUUUGUUAUUAGAAUUUGUUGAAAAUAAAUGGCUACAAUUUUCUCAAAAAAGUAAGCAGGUAAAAUGCGGUACAUCAUAUUAAAUGGAUUAAACAAGAUUCAUUCAUCUCAUGACGUUUAUAGUCAUAAAUUACAUUUGAUCACCAAAACAAACACCUCUUGAAAUUGACAGAAUUAUGUCAUCUUCAAUGUCCAGAUUCAUGCGUGAAGCACACUAUUAAGUUCUUCCAUGAUUCCAACUGCUGCAUGUCUGUCCUAUCUAUGUAGACAAAAUGUUUCAUAGAGAAGAUGGCAUGUCUGAUCAUGUUAAGAUUCUUGAUUUUUAUAGAUUGUAGGCUAUGUUUAUGCCUUCAUUAUUAAUUUGUUUAUGUUGUACAACUACUACGUGGACAAGAUUUACAUGAUUAUUCAGUCGUAACAUCCAAAUUCUUGUUAAAAUUGAACCAAACUGUCGGUCCCACUUUUCUGCUAUUUGACCCUCAGGUUGUGUGGCCCAUGUUGUACUGUCUGAAGUUUGUCUGGUCCUAACGUGUUUGAUUACGUUUGUCACUCUUGUGCCUCUGAAGUUGGUUAAGGCUUAGUAACACUUGUUCAAAACAAAGCAAACUGAUGUAUGGGUUGACUUUAUUCUCUAACAGUAUUUGGCUUCUUUGAAAUACUUCAGAGACGAUGUAGACCCACCAAUUGCUUUAUUUUGCCUGUCUUCUCUUCAAGGACAGUUACUGAGUUGACCCUCCAAAAAGACUAUAGAGGGGUGCACUGGUGUUGUCUCCUUAGUGGAGAGUAAUGUCCACACUAUUUUUAUUGUAUGCCUUCAUGUAUUACUUGAUUAGCCGUUAUCAGACAUUGAACAGCUUACCUCAAGAUGUUAUGUCUCGCAAUGAUUUUUACCCAAACCAGUGCAUUUUAUUGAUAUAUUGGACCUCAUUGGAGAGUAAAUGUGAUACAUAUUAUGCAACUAUUUUUGUCAUUUUUUUUCUUCUUUGAUUUGAUGGUUGUUUAAUGACUCGACUGCUUCUUGACAGCCACCCAUAGGAUGGGGCAAUGCAAGUAGGAAUCCUGGGUGGCGCAGUGGUCUAAGGCACUGCAUCGCAGGGCUAGAGGCAUCACUACAGACCUGGGUUCGAUCCUGGGUCUGUAUCACAAACUGCCAUGAUUGGGAGUCCCAUAAGGCGGUGCACAAUUGGCCCAGCUUUGUCCGGAUUAGGGGAGGGUUUGGCCGGGGUAGGCCGUCAUUGUAAAAUAAGAAUUUGUUCUUAACUGACUUGCCUGGGUAAAUUUAAAGGUUAAAUAAAAUAAGUAAAAACCGUUAAAUGAGGAUAUUGAAUCAUGAUAUUUCCAUUAAAGAAAUGCCUCGAUAGGCAACCAAAGGAGAGAAAUGUCUUGGACCGGAAGUUGUUUUAGAUCCACAUCAUAAAGUAACUUAUCAGACUUCUGUGAAUUUCUAUGUAUACUGUAUGUCACAUGGCUAGUCCAAAUUGUUAUAGUUAAAGAAUGUUACCUUGUAAACUGCGAAACCCAGCUCCUCUAUUACCACCCAAAACAAUCCUGACUGACACUUUGUCGUGAUCCAGACGGGCAUACUAAACAUUGUCCUUAUAAAACCAUUGAGUGAAUAGGAGCACUUUUUUUUUUUUUUUUUUUUUUUUUUUUUUUACACAUCAGCAAAAUGGUCUUCCGUUCAUGCCAAUUGAAAGCCUUAUUGUUGAUAAAAGUGGAGGUCACACCUCCCAGGAACACAACUGCUCACAAUUACAGACCCGGUGAAGCCAGUGAGCCAUUGUUGUUAAUUCAAAACACAACAUGAUUUUAGUGCUUCCCAGUCUUAUCAUCCAUGUCGUGCACUGUGGCUUCAACUCCUCGAGCAAUUGUUAAUUGGUUUGAGAAAUAUACAAAGAAACACUCAUGCUGUUGUCAUGAAUCCAAACACCCUCUGGAUGUACAACUUGACUAUAGUUUAUUUUGCUCUCGUUUGAUUCUUGCCUUUGUCUUGCUUGCCAUAUUUGUCAAGGGACCUGAAAAAACACAUUGAAAUAGUGUUGAAUCCCAGUAGUGAUAAUACUGGAGUUAUAGUGUGAAUUCAUAAUAAAAGCAAUAUUGGCAAGUGCACUUUGUUGGGUGUUCUAAGCACAACAUCACUAAAAAUGCACUUCAGACAGAGUAGUGUGUAGAGAUUGUUGUUGAUUUACUUAACUAAAUGGUAUUGAAAUUAACAUGGUAAAUUAUUAUCAAGCAAGACUUAUAUUUGUGACAUUUGUAGUGCCAUUUUAGCAGUAUGUUGAUUUGAUCAGGAUGUAGUUUUAGUUGGUGUUUGUACAACCCCCCCUUCUACAAAAUGAACAGACUUAAGAUAAUCACAAAUUAAAAGUUGUGGCUUAGGCAUUUUAUAGGCUAGUUUGUAUGCAACCCCUUUAAUUGUGUGUGUGUGUGUGUAUAUAGAUUGUUCUCUGUACUGCAACAUGUUCUAAGAAUAGGUGGUGGAAGAAGAUUGUGGACAAGGAAGACAAUGGAUCGCUAUGCCAUAGAACUUAACAAUGUUUUGAUUACUUUUAUAGUACAGUGAGUAGGCAUAGAGUUCUGUCUUUUAAGUGUGUUCGUGUGUGACCAUUUGGGCAGUUAGCUGUGAUGUCUUCAUUAGUGUGAGGUGAAGAGUGUGCGAUGGUAAUAUGAACCGCUAUCAGCAAAAGGACAAAGAAAACAUGUAUUCAUUCCUGUCUAUUGUAUUUCUUUACCCACUUCCUGGUUUAUAAAUACCGUAAAGAAUAUUGUUUUUCCUUCUAAUUAUUAACGUGAAAUACAUUUCCUUUGAAACAAGGGAUGUAUGUAAGAUUCUGGUGCAAUGGCCUGUAAUAGUUUUUGGUUGACUCAUUUUAAAUUUGAUUGUUAAUUUGAGCAUAUUGGAAAAUAAAUUAUAACCUAAAGGUUAGGCUUACUGCUUUCUAGUACAUUAUCCUAUAUGCUAUGUGGGGUAGACUAAUAUGCAUUAACAGACCUUUUGAAUUAAAUGUAAAGCACUGGUGUAAUUGAAAGCUUGAGGUUGGUGGUUAGAAAGUCCUUUGCUUUAACAGCCCUUAUUUUGGUUCUGGAUAUAUUAGCAUCUUAUUCAGGAGAGCGUCUCGGUUUGAUUCGGUCAUUGGGCAUUGCUUUGUAUUAUGCUAGGAUUUGUUUACUCCAAUAGACCAGCCAAGCAAAAUGUAACACAAGCCCGGUCUACGGGCUACAACCUUGAAUUAUGUGCUUUGACUGUCCAUAUUGCCUCUGCUAGAAUUUCAUUGGCUUCUUGUUUCGCUGCAAUUUUUUUCACCAUAUUGGAAGUUUCGGGUUAAAGUUAGUAAUUGGUCAAAAAGUUGAACGUUAGGGACUAUUAGUGGUUAAAAUAUCUGCCUAUCUGGUUGUAGUCCGUAGAAGGGAUAAACUAUGCCAAGCCGAUGUUGACUUCCCAUGUGACUUCAGCAUGAACUGUAGGUGAUCAUGAAAGUGUUAUUGUGCUUCAUUUAGGCCAAACUAUAAAUAAGGAGGUGCAAAGUGAGCAAGUGGAAAUGCAUGAAAUGCUUUCUCUUUGGCACCUUAGGCUCUGUUUUGAAGUACUGCUGCCUGGUGAAGAGCUUGAGCAUGCCUGCAUUCAGUAUUUUCUAGAGCGUUCAGUAAACAUUUCUUAUACGUUUUAUUAGCAUGAGAUUGUGUGAUUUUUGAGUCCAUAUUACCUCAAAUAUAUCAGUUACAAUUAAUACAUUUAAGUUAAAACAAAUGGUCUCACCUCAAAUGUCCAUGCUAUUUUGAAACUUUUACUACUAAUGUAAUUGAUAUGAUCAUGUUUUAUUUUGCCUACCUCCUUGAUGCACAGCUACUCUUUGUCUCCUUAGCUCAUAACCACAUACAGUGAGCUACAAAAGUAGUGUGACAGUGACACAUUUGGGGGGGACUAUGUACAAAAAGUGCUGCAAUUUUGUAACGGUUCACCCAAUAUGGAUGAAAAUACCCUAAAGGUAAAGCUGACAGUCUGCACUUUAACCUCAUAGUCAUUGUAUCAAAUCCAAAGUGCUGGAGUACAGAGCCAAAACAGUUUUCACUGUCCCAAUACUUUUGUAGCUCACUGUAUACUAGUGUCUGAAAAAUAUGAAAGCAUAUUAAUCACUUUUGAUCUAAAAGACAAAAAAAAAGUGAGCUUGAUUUUGUGUGUGUACGUGUGCUUGUAACAUGGAAAGAAAAAUGAUAUCCCAACAACCACUGGAAUGUGAAGCCAAACUGUAUUUUGAUCGAAUUAAAUCUCUUAAGGUCUAACUGUUGUAGCAUACAUGUGAACCUCGUCUCUGGUACAUGUUUGCUAUCCUUCAGAUACUUGUUGCAACAAGGUACUUUAUGAUUGUUUUUUAAACCCUCCUGAAAGUAUCCACCAGUAAUCAUCCUGUUUUUCAUAGUACGGUGGGUUUUUACUGUGUGUAAGUUGAGCCAUACGUCUAAAAGUCUAGUUUACAGCUGCAACUGUGUGUACAACUACCAGAGAUUGGGAGAAUGUGUGUGCAUCUAACUUACUUACAAAAGCAACAAAUAACUAAAGCUGUUAUUGAAGUAACAUUAUGGAUAUAUGUCGCAUGUGGUGUUUGUGUGAAGGGAAAUCUUAUUGCAUCCAGCCUUAAGCCUUCAAAAGAAAAACAAAUCUAGACCUUCAUUUGUGAUCAUGCUACCACCACAACUCCCCUCACCUCUCCCAACCAAAUGACCUUUGACUGAAGCAUAGGAAUGUGAGAUACAGUAAUAGGGGUUAGAGAUCUAUUCCCUAAAAGACACACACACACAAAUAUCCUUCCAACCCUGAACAAAUCUCCAAGUUGUUCAUUAUUUUGUGACAAUGCAAUCCUUGAAAGCACUUUGCCUUGUUAUAUAAUUGUGUGCUACUGAAUGGUUAUUUCUUACAAAAUGUUACGAAAAUGUAUAAAAUACAUGAUUUCAUGAUUUUAGUGAAACGGCGUAAUCUGCAUUGACCUUUCUGACAUUACAGGAGAAACUUAAUAAACCAAGGCAUUGAAACCUGAUCGAUUUUAUACAAUGUAUGCUACAGCAUUUGAGUCUUGUCAUUCAGUGUUGUGGCUUAGGAUUGGUUAUGUUUAAAUAAAUUGCUAUUGCUUAAUAUCUA
Messenger RNA from Salvelinus fontinalis (brook trout), 16100 nucleotides. RefSeq names its product serine/threonine-protein phosphatase 6 regulatory ankyrin repeat subunit C-like. The record is from RefSeq and is a predicted model, not a curated record. Gene Ontology annotation, cellular component: cytoplasm. Lineage: Eukaryota; Metazoa; Chordata; Actinopteri; Salmoniformes; Salmonidae. The transcript is spliced from 28 exons. Bases 1715 to 4918 code for a protein of 1067 amino acids. Gene Ontology annotation, molecular function: protein binding.